UGUUCCAUUGUUGCAGUCAGUGUUUCCCAGCUGGUCUGGCUCAGGAGGAGGUAUCCACCGUCGAUCGAAGGAUACCUUAGCACUUUUAUGUUUUUAUUUUUUUGAAACACUUAGAUCUUUUUGUUUAUUUUUUUUUGUAAAUAUGUCAUUUUCUUGUAACAACUCCCUGUACGGCAGCUUUCCUCCGUCUCCGGCGGAGGACAGGGAGUCAAAGCGGCUGUCCUGGGGCAGACUUCUGCAGAGGCUGACUGAGCUGAAGGGGGUCCAUCAGAGACAAGCAGCGGACCAUCACGGCAGCAGUAGUGAAACUGGAUCUGUUGCAGACAUGUCCCUGUCAGACUCGGACAGCAGUUUCUUCUGUUAUCCCCUGGAGGAGACUCUGGCUGCUGAGCUUGUAGGAACAAUAGCACAAAGUCUCACCGAUGCAUCACACAUCCUGGGCUGCUCCAAAAUCAUCCUACAUGACUGUCUGCUGCACCAUAUCAGCAAGGAGCUGCUGCACCUGGCUGCCAGCGAGCCUUGCGGCCUCAGGGGGGCGCUCAUCGACCUGUGUGUGGACAGGGGGGAUCAGGGCUCCAUUUGCACUGUGGACCAAAUAGCAGUGGAUGCCACCCUGGUCCCGACCUUCCAUGUAACCCUGGUGCUGAGGCUCGAGUCCAGCGGACUGUGGCCAAAGUUUCAGAAGCUCUUUAAGGGAAGCAAGUCACCACAGACUUCUCAAAGGCACCAACACACUCAGACACUGAGUACGAGCUUUAGGGCCAUCAAGAGGAAACUGUACUGUUCAGGGGAGCUGCUGAUCGAAGAGUGCUGCUGACCGAGCGCUCCUGUCCCCGAGUAGCUGAACUCAAUGCAUGUGCUGUGAAAGCAGGCUGGUGGUUUAAGCAUGGCCUUUGUUUUUUAAAACUGUAUCUUAGGGCUCCAAAUGGCACUACAAAGAAAGUCCUGAAGUAGCAUGGACCUGUCUCUGUUGGUGUAUCGUGGGUUUCCUGAAACCAACUUCAUGGCAGCUACUCGCCUGGUUGCAGGUGACUCAACAGUGAAGACUCAUGUGACUCAAGUCACACCCAUAAGUGAAUGGCUUACCAUAUGUAUUUGAUAGUCAAAUAUGACCUGAAACUUGUGUUUUGUAUUUUCCAACGAUUUAAAGUACACGAACAAAUAAAUUAUUUUUU
This is a messenger RNA of Etheostoma cragini (Arkansas darter), 1175 nucleotides long. Its product is annotated as DNA damage-inducible transcript 4 protein-like. Gene Ontology annotation, molecular function: 14-3-3 protein binding. Gene Ontology annotation, biological process: negative regulation of TOR signaling; apoptotic process; response to hypoxia. Gene Ontology annotation, cellular component: cytoplasm. The transcript has 2 exons. NCBI's taxonomy places the organism in Eukaryota, Metazoa, Chordata, Actinopteri, Perciformes, Percidae. Bases 143 to 817 code for a protein of 224 amino acids. The record is from RefSeq and is a predicted model, not a curated record.